AUGGCGAAUGUACUGGAGGUUCGUAAUCCGUCUAUGUCUGGUGAGAAUCGACAACCGGCGGCGACUCUGCAAGAUCCAAACUUAAAUCCUCUCUACGCUCAUAGUGCCGAUCACGCUGGUAUCUCCCUUGUCUCUGAGAAACUAGCUGGAUUAGGUAACUUCAAUACUUGGCGUAGAUCGAUGCUUAUGGCUUUAGGAGCUAGGAAUAAAGCUGUUUUUGUUAUUGGAACCUAUCCGGAACUAGCUGAGGAUCAUCCUGAUUAUCCAUCGUGGUCUCGUUGCAACAAUAUUUUGCUUACUUGGAUUGUUAAUGCUGUGGAGAAGAAGAUUGCCAAGAGUAUCAUGUAUUUGGAUACGGCUUGCCAGAUGUGGUUGGAUAUACAUGAUCAGUUCAAGCAAAGUGAUGGACCACAGACUGCAGAGAUAAAGCAACAAAUAUUUGCUGAAGUACAAGGAUCUCAGAGUAUCAGUGACUACUAUACGAAGUUGAAGCAGCUCUGGGAAGAGUUGAAGAACCAUGAGAGUCCAUAUACUUGUUGA
Molecule: messenger RNA, 540 nt
Organism: Brassica oleracea var. oleracea
Lineage: Eukaryota; Viridiplantae; Streptophyta; Magnoliopsida; Brassicales; Brassicaceae
Exons: 1
Coding region: 1-540 (179 amino acids)
Source: RefSeq, a predicted model, not a curated record